Andrographis paniculata is the source of this 1642-nucleotide messenger RNA. Its product is annotated as UDP-glycosyltransferase 74F2-like. Gene Ontology annotation, molecular function: UDP-glycosyltransferase activity. Lineage: Eukaryota; Viridiplantae; Streptophyta; Magnoliopsida; Lamiales; Acanthaceae. The record is from RefSeq and is a predicted model, not a curated record. The coding region runs from base 166 to 1554 and encodes 462 amino acids. The transcript is spliced from 2 exons.
AACAAACUCAACCUUAAUUUAAUCCCUUCCUCCAAUUUAACGCCACGACAGUGUAGAAAAUGACGUAAAGCUACGUCUAUAAAUAGAACCUUAACCUCACAUUAUAUAUCUGUAUCACAAUUCACAGCGACUCGGAACUGAGUCGGUCGAGUUGACUCAUCCGCCAUGGAUUCCGAUGAAGACUGCAGAGCUCACUGCCUACUUGUGCCCUACCCAAUCCAAGGUCAUAUCAAUCCCUUCCUCCAAUUCGCCAAGCGAUUGCGCCACAAGCGCCGCCGCCUCCAAAUCACCCUCGCGCUCACCAGAUUCACGCUCAAAUCCACCGGCGCCGCCGCCGGAGAAUCCUCCAUCUCUUUCCGGUCGAUAUCCGACGGAUUCGACGACGGCGGCAGAGCACAGGCGAGGAGCUUCGAGGAGUACAGAGACCGAUUCGAGCGGGUCGGGCGGGAAACCCUAACGAACCUGCUCCGGGAGCUUUCGGAUUCGGGUCGGCCCGUUUGGUGCCUGGUGUACGACCCGUUUAUCCCGUGGGUUGUCGAGGUGGCCGAGGGCUUCGGAUUUCCGACGGCGGCGUUCUUCACGCAGUCGUGCGCCGUGAACGGCGUCUACCACCAGGUGUACUGUGGGCGGCUGCGGGCGCCGCUGCAGGAAGAUGAAGUGGCGGAGGUGGCGCCGGAGCUUCCGCCGCUGAAAGCGGAGGAGGUGCCGUCGUUUAUUCGGGUCGCCGGGGAAUACCAGGGGGCGCUCGAAAUGGUGACGAAUCAGUUUCGCCACGUGGAGAAAGCUGAUUGGAUUUUCGUCAAUACUUUUUACAUGUUGGAGGAAAAGAUAAUUAAUUAUCAAGCACAAUUUUGGCCAAUAAAAGCUAUUGGGCCUACAAUACCAUCAAUGUGCUUAGACAAAAGGUUGCAAGACGACGAAGAGUACGAUCUUAGCCUCUUUAAACCCUCAUCAAGUGUUUGUCUAAAUUGGCUCGAUCAACAACAAUCUAAAUCAGUCAUUUACGUCUCAUUUGGAAGCUUAGCUCAACUAAAUGUGGAACAGACGCAAGAACUAGCACAAGCAUUGACGAUAAUAAACAAACCUUUUUUGUGGAUUGUUCGAAAAUCCGAAGAAUCUAAACUUCCACAUAGCUUCCCACUCGAAAAAGGAUUGAUUGUAUCAUGGUGCCCACAACUAAAAGUAUUGGGACAUGAUGCAGUUGGUUGUUUUAUUACGCACUGUGGAUGGAACUCGACACUCGAAGCUUUAAGCCUAGGAGUCCCUAUGGUGGCAAUGCCGCAAUGGACAGAUCAAAUAACUAAUGCAAAAUUUGUUACGGAUGUUUGGAAAAUUGGCAUGUGGGCUAAAGGAGAUCAAAGUGGGAUAGUAAAGGAGAAGGAAAUCAGUCGUUGCAUAAAACACGUGAUGGAAGGAGUCGAUGGAGAAGAAAUUAAAAAGAAUUCCAAUAAAUGGAAAGAAUCGGCAAGAGAAGCUGUUGAUAAGGGAGGAAGUUCAGAUAAAAAUAUUGAAGAAUUUAUUCGUGCGUUGGAAAAAAGUAAUGUUAGAGGAUGAAAUGUAUGCAAAACCAAAAUGUAUAAAUAGUUUUACUAUUUACAGCUUCAUAUUUCCUAUCAAUCGAAAGAUGAAAUGCCUAUGUUUA